UCUGCCAUUUCUUCACAACACAAGGAGCUACCACUUGAAUGGUCAUAACAAAAACCAUGCAAAUCUCCAAUGAAGACAUGACAUUCAACAACUAUUACCUACAAAACCUUAGCAACCAACCAACUGAUCUUUCUGUCACCAACAUGACAAAAACAUUAAACUGUGACACUACUACUACAACCUUAAGCCCUACAAACUCAUCAUCUAGUCAUGACUUUAGCCCCAAAAACUCUAGCAUGAAGAAGCCAAUCCGAAGAAGAUCUCGAGCAUCCAAAAAAACUCCUACCACUCACCUCAGUGCAGAUGCCUCGAAUUUUCGAGCUUUAGUUCAACAAUUUACGGGGUGUCACACCGCUAAUACUUUCUUGGGAGCUCAUAAAGGUCCUAUAAAUUUAAACUUUGGAUUAGACGAGAACGAAGAUUUUGAUGCAGAUAAUUCAAUUACUGUGUCUUCAUUUGGAUAUGAUUGUUACUGCAAUCCUAAGGAACAAAAGCAGCACAAGGAAAAGAAAGUGGAAGAACAAAAGUGUAUGUUAUUAUCAGUUGAUGAAAAGAGAGUAAUUGGUUCAACUUCAACAACCAAUAGUAGCAGUAGCCCUACGAUGGAUAUUAUGAACUUUAAUGAUUUUGAAUUGGACAAUCUCUGUCUCAACGAUUUCACUGGGGACUUAAUUACUUCUACUGAUGAAAAUAUUUGGGAUGAUGGUUAUCUCUUUUAGUGCAUGUUUUCUUUUGUUCCUUUGAUUUUUUUCAUUUGUAUUCUUCUGGAAGAAGAAAAGAAAGGGAAAGAUUGGUUGAGGAUCAAGCCUUAUUGCACCUCGCUUUGUCUUUCAUUUUUCAAUAGCCUUUUUUCUUUUCUUGGAUUUGUAAGUUUGUAGAUGUAUGACUUAAAAGAGAAUGUUCAUCAUGUAUAUAUUAAAUUUAUCCUAUUUAAUCUCAUCAUUAAAUUGUGAUA
This is a messenger RNA of Lycium ferocissimum, 955 nucleotides long. RefSeq lists its product as uncharacterized. The coding region runs from base 39 to 719 and encodes 226 amino acids. The transcript has a single exon. NCBI's taxonomy places the organism in Eukaryota, Viridiplantae, Streptophyta, Magnoliopsida, Solanales, Solanaceae. The record is from RefSeq and is a predicted model, not a curated record.